UGACUGCCCCUUUGCAAGUGGGGCACAUUCAGGGAGCAGAACUUGGGGUGUGUGUGGGGGGGGUAUCUCCUCGGGGAAGCCCCCCUCACGCCCCCCUCCAGGAGGAUGGGCUCAGACAGGAAGGGCGGCUUGGCUGGGCUUGUGGGUUAAGGCACUGGGCUGGGACCCAGGAGAUUUCGGUUUCAGUACUCAGCUCUGCCACUCUCCCCUGUGUGAGUCACUUCAUCAGAGAACGAGCCUUCCCUGCCUCACAGGGCUGCUGGGAAGAUAAAUGUUUUCAUGGGGCUCAGAAGCCAUAGGGAGUGGGGCCGGAUAAGUGCCUGGCUAGGCACGGGGAGGAAGUGGUAUGUUCCCCUCUCACCGUGCAACAGAAUUGGAAGGAGGAGGCUGGGACAGAGCCAUGACAGAGUCCAUCUUGCGGCUGCAACGAACAAGAAGCAGCUGCCAGUAUCCCAGGGACUCAGGUGAACUUUGAGUCACAAUAAUUUGGCGUCUCAUGAGUGUGGCAGUGAGAGAUCCUCCACAGAAUAAGGCUGGCUGGAAACCACGAUAUGAACUCCUGUAGGCACAAGCAAGGCUGAUGUCAGCCUAGUAGGGGGCUGUGAUGGACACGUGCUCCACACACCGCUUGUGUGUACACACUCUGUCUACCCGUGCACAGACACCACUCACGCAAACAACACUUGAACGCACAAAUUUAUAUGUGAUGGCUACUAUCUUGGCCAGCAUACCAGAGACUGAACAGAGAACUUUGUGAGUUUCUACAAAUUAAAGAGCCAAGCUCAUGGUCUGAGAGCUCUAAGAGACACGCACUCUCUGGGUUGGGCGCAGAGGGAGAAUUCAUAACACGUGCACACACAAGACCACGUGCAGGUACAGAUACAUGUGCAUCAUUGCACCUCUGAUAUUCAGCGACUGCAUUUCUACUUGUGCUUGUUCAUUCUACUUGUCCCUACUGCUAACCUUCAACUGGGGCGUCUUUUCUACCAGCUAGUCAUGAGGUUAUUCAUCAUUUCCUGUCAAAGUGUUGUGCAAGCCGUGCUGUGUUCCACUUCAGUAAUGGGGGAAAUGAUUUCUAUAUAACUUGGAAAGUAUUUGGAGAUUUAGAGAAAUAUAAAUGGUUCUUAGCCUUGGCCUGAAAGCUGCAAUCCAUUGAUGUACUGUAAGAUCAUAGGAAAAUGCCACAAGAUUUAGGGCCUGAGUUAGAUCUUAGUUACGCUUGCUGUAAAUCUGGAGUAACUCCACUGAGGUUACUCGGAAUUUACACUUGUACAGCUGAGAUCACUGGGCCCGACAGUAACUGUCGAAGUCAGUGAAAUCACACCAGUAUCAAAUUGGUGUGAGAAGAGAAUUGUGCCCAGAGCCUAGCAUGUAACUUACACCAUGGCUGAGGUGACCGGCGGUCUCAGUCCUUUGGCUUUUAUGUGAGGCUUUAAAUUCUAUUUGCUGUAGGAAAAGGAAGAAAAGCCCUUUUAUGUUCAGGGACAUUCUGUAAUUUCCUCCCGAGAUGUUGAAAUUCCAUCUUGGGCAAAACUUCGUUCUCCUUUUCAUUUACUUCUAGCUAGGAACUUUCCAUGCAUGUUGGGCUCCUACUGUCUAUUUACCAAAGAUCCAGGAUGCUCUGCAGAAAGAUGAGCCUGAGGAUUCUCUUUCUCUUAGCUGGCUCUUUGGCAGGUCCCAGCCUAACUCCCGCCCCACUUUUUUACCUGGACAUGUCUUCCGACCCCCCUGCCCGAGGAGACUCCGCCAGGCUCGUGUGCAUCGCGCCGAAAGCCUACGUGGACAGCGAGUUCUGGUUGCUGAAGACAGGUCUGGCUCAACCUGUACAGAUGCUGUUUGCCUCGGAGGCCCAGCACCGCGUCACUUUCAUCCUGGAGAACAUCACCGGGAAGGACGCCGGGCAGUACCGAUGCAAGUACCACAGCUACAACGGGAGUGCCAGGCAGAUGUCAGAGUUCAGCAAUGUGGUGGAGAUCGCGGUGGCAGCAACUCCGACGGCCCCUCCCCCAGUUUCCAUGGCUGCUCCAGAAGGUUCCCCGUGGCUGCUCCCUGUGUCCCUCAGCGUGGCUGGAGCUUUGCUUCUGACCGUGGGCCUAGUGGUAGCAGUCGUGGCAGUCAGGCGAGUUAACGUCAGAAGACAACAGCUGAAAAGGGAUCGGGAAUCGUGCUGGACAGAAACGAACUUUCCCACAACAGACAUGUCGUUCGAUAACUGUCUGUUCACCGUCUCAGCGAAAAUGGACCUGGAAGCCACAGGCAGCCAAGAUGCCUGCAUCUCCCCAGGCUCCAGAAAAAGACUCAGCUCAGCUUCCUCUCUGGGAACCAACAGCUUCAGCACAUUCAAGUCCUUGCAAUGAUGGCCCGGGUUGAGGCCGGCCCCAGAUGCUCCAGCUAGUGACCCUGGCCCCAGGCCCGGCCCUGCCCUUAGUUCUUCCUUGGGCUCAGUGUCUCCCCCAGAACGAAGCAUCUGCCAGAGGGGCCGUAACUGGGGUGUGAUUAUACGUCUUCUUCACUGGGAGGAGAAUGAGCUUCAGUUAAGCCUUGUGGCCCGCUGUGUGCCUCCAGGGCCACGUGACAUGGGCACCAUGAAAGGACACCCAGAAUAUAGUCUACCUCCCUCAUCGUGAGCAGCAUCACCGGCUCAGCCCUGGCAGCUGCAUCGAUCCCUGGGGCUGAUGCUAGAAGCAGGAAGAGCCCAGCUAGGGUUGCAUGUGGUGGGAGCAGGAUUUGUGUGGCUGGCAGUGGAUUCUUCCAUUGUAUCCAGAAUGACAUUCACACCAGCCAGCCACCCCUUUCUACCCCUCCACAAUCCCCUUCCUCCAAGCAGCGUUUCCCCAGGAUGACCCGAGAUGGGGGGAGAGCCAAAGACUCCAUAAAGCCCACUGCCAUGAAGGCUGUCGGCAGGCUAUUGUACACGGAAGGUGCUCCUGGAUUGUGGUGAUGAGCAGCAGCUCUAAACCUGAGAUGGACAGAGGAUGCAGAUAGGGAUGGAUGGAUAGAUAGAGGAGUGUGUCUGUGGAUGGAUGGCUGGGGAUGGACAGGUGUGGCUGGGGAUGGACAUAUGGGGACGGAUAGAUGGGUGCAUGGGAGUGGGGAUGGAUGGAUGGAUAUGCGGCUGUGUCUGGGGAUGGACAGUUGGAUUUGCACACCAAACACAUUUAAUCUGGAAUCACCGAGAGAGAAUGAGCGUGGAAGCCCCAAAGGAACUGCUUUCCCACCUAACUGCCCCCAACUCUAACUCCCUCUUCUUUUGCCUGUGACUUUCACCGAGGGGGCCGUUCAGAAUGUUUAUAUGUUUGCUUUUUGUUUCUGUAGGAAGUGAGUGUGGUCUAGCAAUUAGAGCAGAGAGCCAGGACUCCUGGGUUCUAUCCUCAGCUUGCGAUGUGACCUUAGGAAAGUCUCUUCUCCUCUCUGUGACUCAGUUUCCCUAUCUGUAAAAGGGAUGAUAAUUCCCCCCCUUGAGGAUUGUUUCCCAGGCUCUUUGAAGAUAUUAAGCCCGGAGUAUUACAGUGGUUCCAGCUGCCACUGGAAACUGUAAGGUCAUUUUCUGAUUCAAUA
Messenger RNA from Caretta caretta (loggerhead turtle), 3558 nucleotides. It is a transcript of the gene C20H19orf38, whose product is annotated as chromosome 20 C19orf38 homolog. The record is from RefSeq and is a predicted model, not a curated record. NCBI's taxonomy places the organism in Eukaryota, Metazoa, Chordata, Testudines, Cheloniidae.